AAAAAAAAGGAAAACAAACCGGGUUUCAUGGACGCAUCAUGAGAAGACUACAACUACUAACAAGGGAGGACCUGGCAUGGACCGCUGUGUCUAAAUGAAGUGGUUCAGCCAUGCAAUGUUCCUGGAAGGCAGUGAUUCUGCUGGCCUUGGCCUCCAUUGCCAUCCAGUACACGGCCAUCCGGACACUCACCUCCAAGCCUUUCCAGCUGUGCCCGCUGCCCAGCCCCCAGAACUGUGGCCUGGGAGGCCAGGAGACAGAACCGCCCUUUGAGCGUGGAACGGCAGGCGGCGGCGGCGGCGGCUGCGAUGACUAUCCGUACUUUUCCAUCAACGCCACGCGUAAAACGCAUAUCCUGGUCCUGGCCACCACGCGCAGCGGCUCCUCCUUCGUGGGGCAGCUGCUGAACCAGCACCAGGAGGUCUUCUACCUGUUCGAGCCGCUGUACCAUGUCCAGACCACGCUGAUUCCGCGGCUGUCGCACAGUCGCAAUGCCGCGGAUCGGCGGGUGAUGCUGGGCGCGAGUCGAGACCUCCUGCGCAGCCUGUACGGCUGCGACCUCUACUUUCUAGAGAGCUACAUAAAGCCGACCCCCGCGAACCACACCACGGACAAACUGUUCCGCCGCGGCGCCAGCCGAGCGCUGUGCCAGCAGCCGGUGUGCGAUGCCUUCAGCCCCGCCGAUGUCAAUGUGGAGGAGGGGGACUGCGUGAAGAAAUGUGCCACUCUGAACAUGACCUUAGCGACGGAGGCCUGCCGUGAGAAGCGGCACGUGGCAAUCAAAAUCGUCCGGGUGCCGGAGAUUGGAGAUUUACGCGCUCUGGUCGAAGACCCCCGGCUGAAUAUCAAAGUGAUUCAACUCGUCAGAGACCCGCGUGGCAUCUUGUCGUCGCGGAUUGAGACGUUCAGGGAUACAUAUCGUCUGUGGCGUAUUUGGAGGGCCACAGGGAGAAGGCCCUAUAAUCUAGACUUGAGUCAGCUUACAGUUGUCUGUGAAGACUUCCUCAGUUCUGUUUCGACCGGUCUUAGCCAUCCCUAUUGGCUUAAAGGGAAGUACAUGUUGGUUCGAUACGAGGAUUUGGCCAGAAAUCCGCUUCUAAAGACAAAGGAGAUCUAUGACUAUCUGGGGCUGCCUAUGGAUAAAAACGUGGAAGACUGGAUACAUGCAAACACUCGAGGCAGCAAUGAGCCCUCAGCCAAACACAAGUUUGGUACAGUGAGGGAUUCGGCGGCCAAUGCAGAGAGUUGGCGUUUGAAACUGUCUUAUGAUAUGGUAGAAUACACUCAGACUGUGUGUCAAAAAGUACUUCACCAGCUGGGAUACAAGGCUGUGAAAUCAGUAGAGGAACUGAAGAAUAUGUCCCUCUCACUGGUACAGGACAAAACUUUUGUACCUUUUUUGUAACAAAGAUAGUUCUCUAAUGACUAUUUUUGAUAUAUUUAUAAUUAUUGCCUUAUAAGUUCCUUAGUUUGUCUUAUUUCUGUCAUUUUGUUUCUUCAAAUUUGCACUAAAAGAUUUUGAAUGCACCAAGGGAACUCCGGAUUAUUCCCCAACGUUACAGAACAGCACAUUUUCAACACAAAGUAAUCAAACAAGCUAGUUUACAAGUAUCUCAUGAUUUAGUUUUUCCAUGAAGCGAGCCGAUACAAGGCGCUGUCUCGAUUCAUUUCCUGUACGCAAAGAUGUUGUUUCCACCAAAUUAAAAUGUUGCCCUUAAAAAACACGAGAAUUUGGAAGGGAUUCAGUGGAGCCAACAUGUUUCUGUUAGACCUGUGAUGGCUUAUUUUGACUACUGUGCAAUAAAUAGUGAAUGUCGCAGUCAACCUUUACACCACUAUGGCAUUUCUAUCCAUGUGGGAAGAAGGGAGGAGAAACUUCUGACAGAUGCAACGCUCGCUGAGGAUAAUUGCAAACAAUUAAUAGGCUCUCAAGUUAAAGGGACAGAAUCCCAUUGGAGGUCAGGAGGAUUUACAGCCAUCUGGAAUAGACAAACACAGUAAUGAGAGGUAAUGCUGGAAUCCGCACGUCUGCAGAAAGCUGUGGAAAACAUCAU
Molecule: messenger RNA, 2052 nt
Organism: Salarias fasciatus (jewelled blenny)
Lineage: Eukaryota; Metazoa; Chordata; Actinopteri; Blenniiformes; Blenniidae
Gene: chst1
Product: carbohydrate (keratan sulfate Gal-6) sulfotransferase 1
Exons: 2
Coding region: 111-1403 (430 amino acids)
Biological process (GO): keratan sulfate proteoglycan metabolic process; N-acetylglucosamine metabolic process; carbohydrate metabolic process
Cellular component (GO): Golgi membrane
Molecular function (GO): N-acetylglucosamine 6-O-sulfotransferase activity; keratan sulfotransferase activity
Source: RefSeq, a predicted model, not a curated record